Chenopodium quinoa (quinoa) is the source of this 1665-nucleotide messenger RNA. RefSeq lists its product as uncharacterized. NCBI's taxonomy places the organism in Eukaryota, Viridiplantae, Streptophyta, Magnoliopsida, Caryophyllales, Amaranthaceae. The transcript has a single exon. The coding region runs from base 243 to 1241 and encodes 332 amino acids. The record is from RefSeq and is a predicted model, not a curated record.
CACCAACGCGCCAAGUAAUGCACUUGCUAAACACUCCACAUUGACUCGUCACCUUCUAGUACGCUAGUACUCUCUCUCUCUCUCUCUCCAUCACUUGACAUCCUCACCUUCUUUCCUCCCUUCAAUGCUCUUUCAUUUUCCUACUCAUUCUCUCGCUCUCUUUCCCUCUCCUCUGAAUCACCCCCCAUUCAUUCAUUCAUUAAUAUUCAUUCAUUCAUUCCAAAACCUAACAACCACCCAAUAUGGCGGUCGACGACGACAUGUGCAGCGACGGAAUGCAAUGCACAGACCACCCUUACCGCACCACCUCCCCCAGCGGAGGGAUCUGCGCGUUUUGCCUUCAAGACAAACUCGGUAAACUCGUCUCCACCUCUUCAUCUUCCUUCCUCUUUAACUCCUCUUCUUCCUCCCCUUCUUUCAGAUCUGACCUCCCUUCCUCCGCCGCAACCACCUCACUCUCCAUCUCCAUCCCCACCGCUUCCAACACCAUUCUCGCCAACACUACAAAUAGUCGCAAUCACAACCAUCACCAUCAUUAUAAUCAACAUCGUCAUAAUAAUACUAUUAAUCAUCUUCAAAAAGAUCAUUCUACUACUACUAGUAGGCCCCGCAUACCUUUUCUACUCACUCAAAAGAAAAAGAAGAAAGCUCUUGGUCUUGUUCCUCCUUCAGAUGAUGUCCAGUCUUCUUCUUUCUCCGCUAAUAAUUCUGUGCUCAAGAGAAGUAAAUCAUCUGCUACCCCUCGAUCUGCUCGCUUUCUAGAAGAUUUCAGCCCGAGAAGAAGAGGGUUUUGGUCUUUCCUUCACAUCUCCAACACCCACCACAAAAAACCCACAACGAUUGUCACUCCUUCGGCUACAACAACCGCGCCGCCGGAAAAUACGACGGAGGCGGCGACGUCAGCGGCGGUGGUUGUGAUGGAUGAGACGGAUGAGAGUCCGAAUAGUAGCGGAGGAGCGAGUAAUACGGCGUCGUUUGGGAGAAAAGUGUCUAGAUCUAGAUCUGUAGGAUGUGGUAGUAGGAGUUUUUCAGGGGAUUUUUUCGAGAGGAUUUCGACUGGGUUUGGCGAUUGCACGCUCCGGCGCGUGGAGUCGCAUCGAGAAGGGAGUAAACACCGACACUCAACCUCACGCGCCGCCGGGGAUACCGUUCGGGAGAAAGUCCGGUGCGGUGGUUUAUUCGGCGGACUUAUUGUUACUUCCUCUUCUUCAUCGACAACUUCGUCGUCUUCGUCGUAUUGAGGGGCUGGAGAUGGACGGCCUAAUGGGCCGACAGUGACUCCUGCUGGGCCGCUUGUUCAUGGGCGGAGUCGGAGUUGGGGGUGGGCUUUUGCUAGCCCAAUGAGGGCAUUUGCGAAACCGACUACGACUCGGUAUGAUAGUAGAGGGGAGCCUGGUGGUGGUGGUGGUCGUGGUGAUGGGAGUGUUAAGAUUAGUAAUGGAACGCCUAAUUUGGCUGCCAUUCCAUCUUUAUUAUCAAUAAGAGGUUAACAUUUAUUUAACAAAUUUAAUUUGGUAGUUUUAUUUUGUAUUGUUUCAUUUAUAAUGUGUAUUAUUAUUAUUAUGUCUAUUAUGGUAAUUUCUGAUGAUAUUUUGUUAGUAGUAAAAUGUUACACUCUUGAAUUUUGGGUAUAAAUUGUAUGUUAUGGGAAAAAAUUUAGAUUCA